GUGUAGAUAUUUAUUAAUUUAGAACUACACAGGAAUGUUAAGAAUAUGGCAUCCAAAAGAAAGUUUAAUCUUGCUAAUCUAAGUGAUGAAGAAGAAGGUAGUAGUAAAAAGAUGGAUGGUGUUUCGUUAUUUAAAAAAUACAAACAAAAAACACCUACUAAAGUACAGACUGUUGAACACUCAACUAACCAAGUUUCUUUGCAAGAAAAUGCUCAAGAAAAGUUGCAGACAGUUCCAGUGUCGUCAUCUGAAAAUGUUUGUCUGAACAAUGUGGAGGAGACAUCACAAGGAGUUCAAUCCCAUGCAGCAGCAACACAUGCAACACGUAAAGUUGGAAAGACAUUUGCCCAAACAUUUUCUUUUUUAAAGAACUCUGAUUUGUUUCAGUUGCCACCAGAGCCACAAAUUCCCGAGAAAGUUAUACCAAAGAACAAGAAUGCUAUCAUUGUAAAUUCAAAGCAGCGUGGUAACCCAAUAUUAAAACAUGUCCGAAAUAUACCCUAUGAAUUUGGAAAUAUUAUUCCAGACUAUGAAAUUGGACUAACCAGCUGUGUUUUGUUUCUAAGUUUGCGGUAUCACAACUUGAAUCCUGAUUACAUUCACGAACGAUUGAAACAGCUUGGAAAGAGAUAUUCAUUACGUGUUUUAUUGGUGCAAGUUGACAUUCAAAAUACAAAGCAUUGUCUUAAAGAGUUGGGAAAAAUGGCGAUACUAGCAGAUUGUACUCUUAUUUUGGCAUGGAGUUCUGAAGAAGCGGGAAGAUACCUUGAAACAUACAAAUCAUAUGAACAUAAGCCACCAGAUGUGUUACAAGAAAGAGUGGAAUCGGAUUUCAUUGCAAAGAUGCAAGAUGUCCUAACAACUAUUAAAUCUAUAAAUAAGACUGACGUCAUCACCUUGUUGUCCUCAUUUGGUUCAUUCAGAAAUAUUGUAAAUGCAACUAAAGAAGAGAUUGGACUCUGUCCUGGUUUCGGCCCGCAAAAGGCUCAAAAGCUGCACAAAGUUCUUAACGAACCUUUUAGACGCUCAAGAGUUGUAAAUCAGCUGGCUGAGCAAGGCGUCGAGACAAAUUCAGAAACGUCUUUUACUUGCAAAUUGAAACGGCCAGUUGUUAAGAAAAAAGACAUCGAGACAAAGCUUGUGAAACCUGUGAACGAGGCUGAAAGUAAAACAAGAAAUAAACAAACUUUGGAAAUAGAAAAACAGCAAGACUCUUUUGAUGUACCCGCUAACACGAAGGCUACUGCCAACAUGAAGUCUUUGUCAUCCAGUAAUAUGAGUAAAGCGGAAGCCAUACGUCGGUUUGGUUUAUCGAGACAAAAAGGCUCAAAGGGUAGUUUAACAGAACUAUCAGGUGAAGAACUGUCAGAUAUAGACAUAAACAAAGAAUUUAGAUCAGAAGAUGAGGAAAUUAUAUCUAACCAAUUACCUAACGCAUCCGACCAAUCGAAUUUAACCACGCGCUCGAUCAACCAAUCAGCAAAGCCGGGCAGUUCAAAAAUUGACUUUACAGAGACGUCUAAUCCGUUAGUGAAUACGUCGUUGAAGGAUGGUAAAAAGACAAAACAUUGUAACACUACUCACAAGGGUUCCGACGUGAAUUCCACGCGCGAGCAACAGUAUAAAACUGAUUUAACGGAAGACGAGUACAAUGACCUUCUUGCGUCAUCCGACGAUGAAAGUUAUCACUCAGAUGGAUUUGGAAUAUAGUGUACAAAGUCAACCUGCAGAAAUUUAUCAAGUAAUUUUUGUUUAAGAUAAUGAACACUACUUAGCUCU
Hydractinia symbiolongicarpus is the source of this 1779-nucleotide messenger RNA. RefSeq lists its product as uncharacterized. The record is from RefSeq and is a predicted model, not a curated record. Bases 46 to 1710 code for a protein of 554 amino acids. Lineage: Eukaryota; Metazoa; Cnidaria; Hydrozoa; Anthoathecata; Hydractiniidae. Gene Ontology annotation, cellular component: nucleus; ERCC4-ERCC1 complex; nucleotide-excision repair factor 1 complex. The transcript is spliced from 9 exons. Gene Ontology annotation, molecular function: single-stranded DNA binding; damaged DNA binding. Gene Ontology annotation, biological process: UV-damage excision repair; nucleotide-excision repair; mitotic recombination.